UAAGUGUAAGGAUGUGGCUAACGACGUUCUUCCUACUUGCUUUGGCAGCCCAACGGGCAUAUACAGCACAGUUCAUACCAGUGGACUAUGCAGAGAACAUAGGCGACAAAGAGGCAUGGCAGUCACGUAUUGUUUCUGGUUGGGAGGCACGACCGGGCCAACACCCUCACCAAGUAUCUCUCCGAAUGGUUAAUAUUUUGGGAGAGGUGGGAGGCUGCGGUGGCAGUGUCGUACAUAAAGAAUGGUUGAUUACAUCUGCUCAUUGUACAGCGACCCAAAUUACAAUUGUGGUGCGGGCUGGCUUGAGUCACUUGACUCGGCCAGAAAUUAUAUUGGAGACCACGGAAUACUACAACUAUCCUACAUUUGAUUCAUUGAGGCCAAGCGUGGUACAGCCGAAUGACAUCUCGCUGGUCAAGCUUCAGCGACCAUUGCAAUACAGCAGAAAUUUGCGUCCAAUACGGAUCCAACCGCUAUCAGACGCUCACAGGAACUAUGGCGAGGAGAUCGUUGUCGCGAGUGGAUUUGGUCGUACUUGGACAAAUGGUGCCCAAUCUCAAGAGCUCCGGUGGGUAUAUCUUCGUGCUGUCAGUAACCCGGCUUGUGUGUCCAUCUUUGGUAGCAAUUUUGUGACAGAAAACACCAUUUGUGCGAGUUUCUUCAACGUAACUUCGCAGUCUAUUUGCCAGGGUGACAGCGGGGGCCCGUUAGUGCACGUGUCCCCUGAGGGUGUACCCUUCCUUGUCGGCGUGAGUUCAUUCGUGGCUGGUGCGCCUUUCGGAUGUCACUCCGGCUUGCCUGGUGCUUUUGUACGGCCCGGACCUUUCCACGCAUGGUUUACGCAGAUUACUGGAAUAGAUUUCAAUAACCUCGAUGAGGACGAGGAUGAAGUUACCACUGUUGUUCCUAGCACCCAUCCCGAUACUACUCCUACUGACACACCUUCAACUAUCCUUUCCACCACAACUACCGCCAUACCUACAGAUUACCCUACGACUGAGUCCCCUCAGACUCCUCCUCAAACUUCAACAUCUCCUCCAACUCAAACUACUACAACAGAAGAGCCAACUACAACGGAAGAACCUGAAUCAGAGGAAGAUGAUUCGGAAGAAAUCGAUGACCCAGAACUUGCGGACCUGCUCAAGAGAUUGGAAGUUAAAGUUAAAGUGAAGGUCAAGUUGAGCAAAUACUUAAAAAAGAAACAACAACAUAAGAUUGAAUAAAUAAAGAUACAUAUUUUGAU
This is a messenger RNA of Vanessa atalanta (red admiral), 1243 nucleotides long. Its product is annotated as collagenase-like. Gene Ontology annotation, biological process: proteolysis. The coding region runs from base 12 to 1223 and encodes 403 amino acids. The transcript has 8 exons. Lineage: Eukaryota; Metazoa; Arthropoda; Insecta; Lepidoptera; Nymphalidae. Gene Ontology annotation, molecular function: serine-type endopeptidase activity. The record is from RefSeq and is a predicted model, not a curated record.